Alosa sapidissima (American shad) is the source of this 1373-nucleotide messenger RNA. RefSeq names its product dual specificity phosphatase 28 (gene dusp28). Gene Ontology annotation, molecular function: MAP kinase tyrosine/serine/threonine phosphatase activity. The coding region runs from base 289 to 801 and encodes 170 amino acids. The record is from RefSeq and is a predicted model, not a curated record. NCBI's taxonomy places the organism in Eukaryota, Metazoa, Chordata, Actinopteri, Clupeiformes, Clupeidae. Gene Ontology annotation, cellular component: cytoplasm. Gene Ontology annotation, biological process: protein dephosphorylation. The transcript is spliced from 3 exons.
CCAUUUUGACUCACUAACACCUUACAUUGAUUCAUGGUUGUUAUUGUGUGCUCCAGUGUCAGUGUUGUGUGCUCCUCCUCAUGGUUUGUAUAGGCAGGCAGAGCCUACACAAUGUGUCACCUCCUCGUCAUUCAGUGUAGACUAGGCCAAUAUGGCUAGAGUGAUAGUGUGCUCACACUAAUGCAACACCAAACACCCAAGAAUGAGCAUUAGGACCCAGAAGGAGCCUCUGUGUAGACUACCGGUAUGCACUAAGCCUUUGCUGUAAAUACAGCCUGCCGUGAAGCCAUGGAGAAGAGCUCUAUUGAGAAAGAGGGGGAGAGAGAGAUGCUGCAGCUGUGUAAAGUCACAGACUCCCUGUUCAUCAGCAACGCACGAUCAGCAUGCAGUCCUGAGUUAAUCCAGCAGGAGGCAGUCACUCUCUGCAUCAACGUGUCUAAGCAGCAGCCCUUCCCCACUGGUCGGGUCAGCACGCUCCGGAUCCCUGUCUACGAUGACCCCAACGAGGACCUCUACCAGCACUUUGAUCAAUGUGCGGAUGCCAUAACCAAAGAAGCCAUACGGGGUGGACACAGCGUUGUGUACUGUAAGAAUGGCCGCAGUCGCUCGGCAACCAUCUGUGUGGCAUACCUAAUGAAGCAACAGGGCCUGUCCUUAACAGAGGCCUUUCAGACUGUGAAAAAUGCCCGUUCAGUGGUGGAGCCAAACCCAGGUUUCUGGACCCAGCUGGAGAAAUAUGAGCAGGAACUGAAAACCAGGAGGUCAGAGGACAGCAACCCCCUCAUCCACCCUCCAUCCUGAUUUAGUCUGUCUCCCUCCAUCCUGAUUUUACUUACCUGUUGGACUUUACACCAAACCUUUUCUGCUUGUACAAUAAUUGUUAAUGUACCUGCUGAUGACACAACUUUUUAUUAGGGAGAGGGUUAUAAAUAAUUAUAACUUUUGUAUGAAUUUCAGACCAGUGCAAAUGCAUAAACCCAUGCGCUUUCUCCAACUGUCUGCUGAGCGACUGCUUCCAUGGAGGAGACACUCAUCACAGCAUAAAUUCAGUGGAAUCUAGCGGUCUGUUUUCAUUAUGUCAAGUCAAGUCAAGUCAAGUCAAGUCAGUUUUAUUUGUAUAGCACAUUUCACAUGCACAGAGUGCAACUCAAAAGUGCCCCACACAGAAAACAUUGACACAUUAGACAAAAGAUGCCGGACGGAGUGGCGUAGUCGCCAACGUACCUACAAUAAGACAUAAACAGAAAAAUUUACAAAAUAACAAAUGACACACAAGACAAAAGAUGUCGGAUGGAGUGUACCCAAGACACUUAAGACAGACAACAAACAAAGAUUAACUAAUAAUAAAAUAAAUAAAUACGAAAAAACGAAAA